AUGCCAACCGGACCACCCUCCCCCUCCCCCCCUUCCCCGGUGCACCCUCUCUCCGUAACCACCUCUCCUUCAACCCGACAUGCUCCCUCUCGGCGAUCCCUCCCCCCCUCCUCGGACCCAUUAUCCUCCUCCGUAACCCUGCCCCUCCGCUCCUCUUCCGUUCGCCGUCCCGCGGGGCCCUCCCCCGCCGCCGCAACACUCUUCCGCUCGACAUUGUCGUUUAACACGCCCCCAACGACAAGGCCUUCGUCGCCGGCACCGAGUGCCGGGCCUGGGACGGCACAGAGUUCGCCGAGGUCGAUCAUGAGCUCUGGGGCGAGGAGCGUGAGUUUGCCACUGCCGCUGGCGGGGAGUAUCUUUGGCGGGGGAAGUCUCGUGGCGAAUAGGCAGGCCUCGUUGUUGGAUGUUGUUGCCUCGGGGGAGGAGGGGGGAGCCAAUACGACCGGGGCGCCGACAGACCCGCUAAGUCUGCUACUGAAAGCGUUCGUCCCGCACGUAGCGAUCCACGCCAGCGAGGACGUCGACGAGUUGGUUCGGGAAAAAGGGUUCAAAAUGGGGCUGUGGGAGUUGUUACGCCCAUUCGGGGAUAAAGUCCAGGGACGGGUAACUGUCCGCGAUAGUAACGGGGCAGCUAAAACAUGGGAGGAUUUUGCGAUACGGUUUGUGAGGUUCGGUGAAGGGAUUGAAGAACCGGAGCCACCGGAGCCGUCGGUGAAUGGGGGAGCGGAGGAUGCCUCGCGAAAGGGGAAGACGGAUUUGGUGAGGUUGGUUGAGAGGGUUGUGGAGAUGCAUUUACGGUUUGCGGAGCACGCGCAUGCGUAUAGCGGCAGCGGGGAGGAUGGAACGGCGAGUCCGGGGGCAGCAGCAGCAGCAGCAGCAGCAGCAGCGGCGGCGGCGGCGGCGGCGGCGGCAGAUACGACGGCUACGUCGCCUUACUUUGCGUUGUAUUUGCGCAGGUUGCUGUCAGGUAUGCCGGUGUCUUGUCAUGAGACGUUUGCGCAUCCGGUGGCGUGCGUCAUGGCGAUUAGCUCACGGAAUCCGAGCCCGAUUGAGGCGUUGCAGAAGUUGUAUCGCGAUACGAGCCAGGGGGAACGAAGACUACCGCCGUGGGUGGGGGCAGACUUCCUACGGUACUAUGUCCUUGUGCACGAUGAGGAAAACGGGGACAUCACCAAGUCGUUGGCCCUCUUCGAGCAGAUGAAGCGCAGUUUCGGGCUACACUGCCACUUACUCCGCCUGCGCAGCUCGCGCAGCGUCAUCUCCGACGACGAUUGCUUUGAGCUGCCCCGCAGCGACUGGAUGACGCCCGCCGAAGAACUCGCAGACAUCGAGGCCAGCGAGGCCCUCCUCGCCGCCGACGACGAUGACGCCUUCGAAGACCCCGCCCGCUACAUCUUCGAGUCCGACGCGACCGCCAUCCGGACCUUUGUCCGCGAAAUGGUCACGCAAUCCAUCGUCCCCACCAUGGAGCGCAACGUCUCGGUCUGGAACGACCAGGUCGCCUCUCGCCGGCGCGGUUUAUCAGGGCGUUUCAUGUCCCUCUCCAAGCGCUUCGCCUUCGGCAGCUCCAGCAGUCGCAGCAGCGUCCUCGGCGCGCCUGGGGCGUCGAAUACAAACUAUGACGCCGCCGCAGGUUUCUACCGCGCCGAUGCCCCCGAGGCAAUCAUGCGCCGCUUGGCCGACUACGCCUUCAUGCUGCGCGACUGGAAGCUAGCCAUGUCCACUUACGACCUUCUCCGAACCGACUUCUCCAACGACAAAGCCUGGCGGUACCACGCCGCCGCCAAUGAAAUGACCGCCCUCAGUCUGCUCAUCAUGCCGCAGAACAUGUCGUCCAAAACCCGCAUCGAAACGAUAAAUACCCUGCUAGACCAAGCCCUCUACUCCUACCACAUCCGCUGCGGCUCGCUCUACGGCGCCAUCCGCUCCGUCAUUCUGGGACUCGAACUUCUCCGAUUGAGAGGCGGCUCCGGCGUAGACGAGGCUGUGCGCUGGGGCGUGAGGGUGCUCGAGUCCCGGUUGUUAGGCCCCAUCGGCGAUGCAUUGCUCAAGGAGCGCCUCGCGGUCUGCUACGCGACUAAAUCUGGCUCGGGGUCCCAGGGCUGGGGGAGUCGUUGGCGCAAGGCGGCGCUGUGGAGUGUGCUCGCCGCGGAGGCGUGGUUGGGCCAGGGGAAGUGUGUGCAGGCGGGAAGGUGUUUGUCUCAAGCUAGAGGGCUCUGGGCGAAGGUUCCCCGGGAAGGUGGCGUUGCGCAGUGGAGGGGGGCGAGGGAAGUGUUAGGGGGGCUGGAAGCGAGGGUUAAGGAGGGGUUGGCACCGCCGAUGGAAGUGCUGGGCGAUGGAGGAGAGGGGGAGGGGAUUGAGGGCGAGGAGGAAGAGGAGGAGGUCAGUGAGAUGUUGGAUGAUAGACGGAGGGGGAGAAGGCAGAGCUUGAUUGGUGGUGUUGGGGCGGGCGUGUUGGAGACGGCACCGUUGGGGGAGGGAUUGGAGGAGGAGAGGGCGUCGGCGCAAGAUGGGUUUGGCUGA
Thermochaetoides thermophila DSM 1495 is the source of this 2523-nucleotide messenger RNA. RefSeq lists its product as uncharacterized. Gene Ontology annotation, cellular component: cytoplasmic vesicle; phagophore assembly site; TRAPPIII protein complex. Gene Ontology annotation, biological process: protein localization to phagophore assembly site; endoplasmic reticulum to Golgi vesicle-mediated transport. The transcript has a single exon. The record is from RefSeq and is a predicted model, not a curated record. Bases 1 to 2523 code for a protein of 840 amino acids. NCBI's taxonomy places the organism in Eukaryota, Fungi, Ascomycota, Sordariomycetes, Sordariales, Chaetomiaceae.